Harmonia axyridis is the source of this 2654-nucleotide messenger RNA. Its product is annotated as SANT and BTB domain regulator of class switch recombination. NCBI's taxonomy places the organism in Eukaryota, Metazoa, Arthropoda, Insecta, Coleoptera, Coccinellidae. The transcript has 12 exons. The record is from RefSeq and is a predicted model, not a curated record. Bases 338 to 2608 code for a protein of 756 amino acids.
AACUUGUAUAUUUUUGCACAUUCAUUUUUUGAAAAUUAUUUUUUUUUUUAACUAGUUCAAAUUCCAAUCUCCCGUAUUUUUACCAAUUCUUCUUGAACAAAUUAUACAUAAUUCAUUUGGAAUGAAAAAAUCAUUUAUGAUGCUUUUUGAAACAACACAAUAUUUUUCUUGUAUGAACCUAUUAUUGUAUUUGUAUUGUUGUAUCUAUCAAAGACUGUUGUCAUCUCAAAAAAAAACGUCAAUUUCCAAAUCUAGCAUCGAUGAGUCGCUACUUUGUUUGAUCAAUAACUAAAUUCACAAAGGCUCCGUAAAGAAAAUUAAUUUUUCAUUUAUAGUUAUGGAGCCAAAUUUAAUACCAGAACACUCCUCUUCCAACACCAAAUUAGCAGGGCAAUGCAAAGCAAGUCCCCAAUCCGAGUUACAAUCAUGUUCAGAGAUAACAGUAAAGGAAUUCUUGGAAUUUUUAAAAACUGCAUAUCAAGUACAGGAGAGCUUGGAAGGAAUUCUUUUGGCUAGUGGUAUGACAGAAGCUAUCGACUGGUUAAAGUUGAAAGAAAGCCAAUUUAUAAAAAGGAAUGAAACUGCAUGUCAAACAUCUAAUAGUGAAAGUCUCCUCAAAGAACAGUCUGCGACAGAUUGUAUUUCGAAAAAAGCAUCUUCAACCUCUUCAAAAUCAUCAGACAUGAGUGAUACAAAGUUGUCCAAGUCCCAUUCUGAUUUUUUAGCAAAAUCAAGUGAAGUUCUUAUUGCUAAAUUGAAUGAAGUGCUUUCUGAAGGUCUUUUGGAUCCUAUUUUACCAAUUCUUCCUGUAAUGGUACCAACAAACAUACCUACUAGGAAAUCUUCCUUAAGCAAGACUUCUGACAAAUCAUUGGUAUCAGUCAGUAAUUCUAAUACUUCCUCAGGAGAAAAGAACUCUAAGAAGAAACCAAAUGAGGAAGGCUCGAAACUUUCUAUAGAAAAAACAUUGUCCCAAGUAGAAAUACAUGUGUGUGAUGAGGUUAAAAACAUGAAAAAGGAUUUUUAUUGCAAUCAAAAGUUACUGGUGGAAAAGAUGGGUUAUUUUGCCGAAGUAACUUCAGGCCAAAAAUUAGAAGAUAUGGAUAUUUCAGUACAUUGUGAUGUUGGUAUUUUUGAAUGGCUGAUGAAGUGGGUUCAAAAAGAGUUUCUUUUGGAAGAAGACUGGCCCCAAUUAGAUUCCCAAAAUGUGAUACCUAUAGUUGUUUCUGCUGCUUUCCUUCAGAUGGAACCACUUCUUGAAGAAUGCCUGAGAUAUUGCCAUGAGAAUAUGAAUGAGAUAUUGAGGGCUUCCACUAAUUUAUCCUGUUUAAAUGAUCAUAUCCUAAAUAGAUUAGCUGCUAUGUACACGAACACUGAACUGGACUCCAUUCGAGAUAAGAAAGAUAAGUUACAGUCAAAACUCUUCACAAAACUCAUCGUGUCCUUGGUAGAGCCUGAACCAGAAUGUGUUAGAGGACAUUGGAACUCCUUAGCCAAAACAUACCGAUGUGAAAAAUGUCAGCAGUUAAUUGAACCAUCUGUCUCCUUCAGAAUUCCAUGCAUACCACCCUGCAUGAGGUUGCAAUAUGAUGGAUCCAUCUUGAGUUAUCAUGUGAGGGAUCCUCUCUGGAAUAUCAAUGAAUAUAUCGACAAAACAUUCAAGCUGCUGAAAUCCUGGCGUAAGGUGUAUUGGAGACUAUGGGGCAACGCCCAUUUCCUCUACUGCCUUAUAUGCAAACGUUUCUUCCCUGCCAAUCAACUGGGUUGGUGUCUGUACCAUCCAGAUGCUCCUCAGUUUUUUACAUUGGAUGCCCAAAAGGCCCCUUUGCCUGUCGGGAGAUACCCUUGCUGUGGCGACAGGGCGUACAGGUUUCAACUGCUCAGUAAUUUUCGAGGAUGCAAGUUUAAGGAUCAUACAGUGUGCACAAAAAGUGUUAAGGAUUCCGCAGUCUUAAAUUUACUACUCAGUUACAGACAUCUUGUUGUUGAAGAACCUCCGGAGUUGCUCUUCCCGGAAAGACUUACAAGGCUUAUGGCUCGAGAUAUGUCAACGAGUGAUAAGCUAGUUUGCAAGGAAGUAUUUUGGUGGGACGGUCUUCAAAUUGUUCCUCCUCGUCCCAAAAUGGGACUUCUAAACAUGUUCUCUGAAAGAGGUAAAGGAGUUGAAGUGGAUAGCAGAGGCCAUUCUAGUGAUGAGGAGAGCCGCGAAGACAGCAGUAAUUCGAACAGAUCUUCUUCAAGCGGAUCCAGCGAAGAGAGUAGGCCAAGAUCUCCUCGUCCAGUCAAAAAGAAAAGGAAGAAGAGGAGACCAUGCAGGCUUUGGCAGGUACACCUAUCUGCCAGAAGUAAUCAAGACACACAGAGGUCCUACGAAGAGAAAACCCUCAAGCAGAUGGCGGCGUUGUUGAAUAAGAAGUGUUCUACUAGUUUAGAUUGCGCCAAUAAACAGAAAUAUGGUAGAUUGAUCCACAAGAACACGAAUCCUUUAGGUGGUAUUUGGGUGAGAUUAGAAUCGGAGUGGAAAGAGCAGAAUGUUAAUAGUCAACAUAAAACUCGCCCGUUUUGCACAACAAAAGGAAAAAUACUGCGAAAUUGCAGAUUUCCUUAACGAUGUCCAUAAUUAAUUAUUAGAAUAAACAAAAUAAUUAAAAUAA